CACGACCGACACGCGACAGCCGCGCACGCCGCCAAACUGUUUGCCUCAAUCUUCCGCCGGGCAACUUCUCGACCACUAUCUUUAUUCUCGCUACCUGUCGCCGCUGCUGCUUCGCAUAACACACGCACCACCCCCGUCGCUGGGCUCUCCAAAGUAGAUUCGCGCAAGAUGCACUCGAAACUCGUUAUCAUCGGCUCUGGGCCAGCAGGCCACACCGCCGCCAUCUAUGCUGCUCGCGCCGAUCUCAACCCCGUCAUGUACGAGGGCUUCAUGGCGCUUGGCAUUGCCGCAGGAGGUCAAUUGACCACCACCGAUGAAGUCGAGAACUUCCCUGGGUUCAUGAAGAUCCAGGGCGCCACACUCAUGGACCAAAUGCGCGCCCAGUCCGAAGCCUGCGGCACCGAAAUCGUCUCCCAGACCGUCGCAAAGGUCGACCUCAAAUCCCGUCCCUUCAAGUACUGGUUGCACCCCAUGGGCGACGACGUCGAGGUUGAGGAGGAAGAACACACCGCCGACUCGAUCAUCAUUGCGACCGGCGCAAAGGCACGCCGUCUGGAUCUGCCGGGCGAGGAGAAGUACUGGGGCUACGGCGUCUCGGCAUGCGCCGUGUGCGACGGCAGUCUGCCCAUGUUCCGCGAGCAGCCACUCGUCGUCAUCGGCGGCGGCGACUCCGCGGUCGAGGAGGCCCUGUACCUGACCAAGAAGGCGAAGAAGGUCACCGUGCUCGUCCGCAGGGACAAGCUACGAGCGUCGCGCACCAACGCCAGGCGCCUGACUACACACCCCAAGGUCGAGGUCAUGUUCAACACGGGCGCGACUUUGAUCAAGGGUGACGAGAAGAAGGGCGGGCUCAUGACACAUCUCGUCGUCCGCAACAACGUCACCAAGGAGGAGCAGACCAUUGAGGCCAAGGGCUUGUUCUACGCCGUCGGUCACGACCCCGCGACGCAGCUGUUCCAGGGCCAGCUCGACAUGGACGAGGACGGCUACCUGAUCACCAAGCCGGGUGAGGGCCACACAAGCGUCGAGGGUGUAUUUGCGGCCGGUGAUGUCCAGGACAAGAAGUACCGCCAGGCAAUCACCAGUGCCGGAUCUGGGUGUGUCGCUGCGCUCGAGGCCGAGAAGUUCCUCGCCGAGCAGGACGAUACCGUCACCAACGACCUGGAACAGGAGAACCAGGCCGAGAAGAGCCAGACCAACGGCGUCGUGCCCGAGUACCGCUCCAACCCCCUCUUGUAG
This is a messenger RNA of Boeremia exigua, 1239 nucleotides long. RefSeq lists its product as uncharacterized. Lineage: Eukaryota; Fungi; Ascomycota; Dothideomycetes; Pleosporales; Didymellaceae. Gene Ontology annotation, molecular function: thioredoxin-disulfide reductase (NADPH) activity. The transcript has 4 exons. Gene Ontology annotation, biological process: removal of superoxide radicals. The record is from RefSeq and is a predicted model, not a curated record. Gene Ontology annotation, cellular component: cytoplasm. The annotation marks the transcript as partial.